AUGUGGCCCGGGCAGUGGCAGGGCGUGUGGAGCGCACGGGCAUUGACGUGGUCGCCAUCGUGGCCUUGGACCCACGCACCACUUCACAAGCUCUCUUGCGAGCCUGACGGAGACGGACUGUCUUGGGGCUUGUCUCUGACAGGUAGCUCGGUUUCUUGCUUCCGCCUACAGGCUCUGCAGCUGACAUGUGAUGCAGAAUAUGUGCCCUUUCUGAAGCUGCCGCAGCGGAGUUUUCUGCAAAAGUUCGAGAUGGCCAGAGAAAUGGCCGUUGAGACCUCGAGGAUUCUGUCAGACACCAACCAUUACGCCCUGCCCGGCUCGCACUUCUGGGACAUCACCUCUUGA
Molecule: messenger RNA, 345 nt
Organism: Symbiodinium natans
Lineage: Eukaryota; Dinophyceae; Suessiales; Symbiodiniaceae
Source: the annotation of a GenBank genome assembly